GUCCGUCUGUGAAACCUUUCGAAAUUACAGCCCAAUUAGCUGAAUCCCAGUACAAAAUAAAGAUAUUGUUUCAAUUGAUCCAUUCCCCUUUUCUGAGAUGAUUGUCGAAUUCGAGAAGAUAACUCUUCUGAUUGUCGAAUUCGAGAAGAUUAACUAUUCUGAAGAUAAUUUUAUGAUAUAUAUCUAACGUAUAAAAAACAACGAAAGACAGAAAAUGGUAUAUGAGAUAAGAAUUACAUGGUGACAGUGUUCUCGGCUACUGUUGUCCAGAGAUAGAUGAUUUAUACGUAUAUAUGAAUGUAUUUGUGCCUGUUGAGAGUUGCAUUUGUGUGUGAUUUUGUUUCUAGACCAAGCAUGGGCAAUCUUUCCUAGUUCGGGGGCCAAAUUAUUAUUUUGUCUCCGAGUCAAGGGCCGGAUCAAAUUAUUAAAUAAAACAAACUAAUAUUAAAUGGAUUAAAACAAGUUACUACUUCAUAUUCAUAAUGCUUUGGUAUAAAUUCUACAUAAAUUUUAUAUCUCUGUUUUUUUCAAAAGAAUUGCUGUUGUGACGAUUUGUCGCAAAGUUGUCUGUAUCGGGCAUAACGUUAGCUGCUAAUUGCUUGUUCACAUUUUAUAUAAUAUAUAUAAUAGAUUUCAUAAAAUUGAAGGUUUCUGUUUUCCAAACAGAGAAUUUUUGAUAUUUCAUAUCUUUGGAGUUUCACGUCCUUCAAAUUUUAUCUCAAUCGGUGGCCAUUUAAAACUGAAUAAAUAUGUAAUAGUCAAAAUAAUUUUGCCAAUCAAAAUAACUUUAGGAAGUAAUUUAGUUAGUUAAAAAUUAUUUUUAAAACCAAUGAAGUAUAAAUAAUUGUACACUCAAAAUGUAUAUUAACAUUAAAACACAGAUAGAGCUGUUUGUGAUGUACAUAUAAUAUAAAACGGAAUAAUUUUAGAUAUUGAUUUAUAUCGGAAUCUGGAGGCACAGACGAGAUAUGUAUAUGUCUGAAGAUAUACAAUUGAUUAUAACGGAUAUCAUUUUACUUAAUCAGCUUGUAUCAUUUUGUUCAACAUAGUUCUCCAAUUCACCAUUGUUUAAGCAUAGAGUGCGCUAAAAAACCAAAUUUUUUUCCUCGUCUAUAUUUAUAAUCUGAAACACAAAACCCCAUUGAGUGUUCAGUUUAUAAAUCAAUAGUAUAACGUAUAUAGAGGAUAUAUAGAAGAAGAAGAACGCUAAGGGAAGGGGAAAAAAUUGCUAUUAUUUUAUGAUUAUUUUAUGAUUUUGUCUCUACGAAGAAUACCUAAGAGUAUCUAUAAAAAAAUCUAUUGUUUGUCAAAAAUAAACUUAGAAAACUUACAAAAACAUCAUAUUAUACAAAAUAAAAAUGAUACAACAUCUAUUUAUUAUAUCGAAAUAAAUUAAAUAAAAAUAUUUAAUAAUUGUUUAUAAAAACUGAUUUCGAUGAUUUUGUAAUAUAUAAUGUAAAUGUAAUGGCACAUUGUUGUCAUUCUAACAUAAAUAGAUUAGGUAGCACGAUAACGUAAGAAAUAUUUUGUUGAAAAUGAAAUAUGAGGCAACAGAUACGAAAGUCACAUGAAUAACGGAUCAUUCAGUAGUAUAUAGUAAGCUACGCUAUUGCAUUCCCGAAGAAAGUGAAUCGCGAUUCUUGUUACACAACUGUGAAUUCCCUGAUUUCCUGGUACGCGCCACACCGAUCCAUUUCCAACGGAUCUUAGAGGCUUGGCAAAAAAAUUCACAAACAACGAAAGUUCCUCUUCACGGUUUACUGAUUCAUUCUCCGUCUGUCUGCCUGUUAGAUAUACUGAUAUUUGAAUAGGCUCCAAUAUUUUAACUAUCCAAACUAAAUUUAUUUGCACGCAAGAACUUUAUAUCGUCAAGGUUGCGUAAUUUUAGAUAGUGCCAGUAUUUAUUUUCUUGUGAUUUAGUUGUGAAAUUACAUAAUAGUUAACAGUGUGAUGACAUCAGGAUUGUAUAAUACCAGAGACAUGCAGUAUAACGAAGAGGAAAGUACCGUCCGCAUGUACCUGAGGGGCCGACCUGUCGUCCUUUACGUUCCAACAUCUUUGAUGGAGUCGUACGACCUUCACAAAGUCAGCACACCGCCCCAGAACAAACUGAAACUCGACUGGGUGUACGGUUACCGAGGUAGAGAUUGUCGAAGUAAUCUGCAUUUGCUGCCAACUGGGGAAAUCGUUUAUUUCGUCGCGGCCGUGGUCGUCUUGUACAACAUGGAGGAGCAUAAUCAGAGGCAUUAUUUGGGUCAUACGGACGAUAUCAAAUGCCUCAUAUAAGGAUAUGGAAUUCAGUGAGUUUGACGACUCUUUGCGUAAUUGGCAACGGUGAGUUUGAUGGCUCGAUUUGUUGCCUCUCGUUCUCGAAAGCUGACGGGGGAAAUUACUUAUGUGCUAUUGACGAGACUUCUGAUCACAACAUUUCGAUCUGGGAUUGGCAAAAAGGAGAACGGGGUACGAAGGUUACGGAAACGAAGUGCUCAGUGGACACGGUAGUGUGCGCCGAGUGGCAUCCGCUGGAACGGAACCAAAUCGUCUCCUGCGGAAAGGGUCAUGUGUCCUUUUGGUCUCUUGAUAACGGUGGUAUGCUGUACAAACGGAUGGGCAUUUUCGAAAGCAGAGAAAAACCGAGAUAUGUUACCUGUGUGGCAUUUAAUCAAAGCGGUGAUGUUCUUACUGGUGACAGCAACGGUAAUAUCAUCGUUUGGGGCAGAGGAACAAACACAAUUUCUAAAAUAGUAAGGAAUAUUCACGAAGGAUCUAUAUUCUCGAUUUGCGUCUUGAAAGAUGGUUUUAUUGUUACCGGUGGUGGAAAAGAUGGUAAAAUACUCUAUUUUGAUGAAUCAUUAAACCUAACAGGAGAAGAAGCACAAAUUGAGGAUCAUUUUGGUGGUAUCCGAACGGUCGCUGAAGGAAGAGGUUCACAAUUAUUGAUCGGAACAACAAGAAAUUGCAUUUUAGUCGGUGAUGUGGGAAUGGGAUUUAACCCAGCGAUGUUGGGACACGCUGAAGAAGUUUGGGGACUUGCUGCUCAUCCGAUAUUACCGCAAUUUGCAACGGCAGGCCACGACAGGUUGUUGCAAAUGUGGGAUAGUCUCAGUCACACUGUGGUUUGGAGUAAAGACAUUGGGGAACAAGCGCAGAGCAUUGGUUUUUCACCAGAUGGUAAUGUUAUGGUAGUUGGAUGCACUUCCGGAAAAUGGUUAGCAAUCGACAGUGAGACCCGAGAAUUAUAUACUCAUCAUAGCGACGGAUCAGAACCUAUACAAGUCGUUAGAUUUUCACCAGAUGGAACGCUAUUAGCAUUGGGUUCUAGAGAUAACUAUAUUUAUAUUUAUCAAGUAAACGAAGAUGCAGUCAAAUAUAGUCGUGUUGGACGAUGUAUGGACAUGGAGUGGGCAAGUCAUAGCUGUAUAAUAUCCUUCGAAACAAUUGGAAUAUGGCCGGAAGGUGCCGAUGGUACAGACGUAAAUAAUUGUACUCGUAGCAGUGAUUCGAAGUUGCUCGCAACUGGAGAUGACUUCGGAAAAGUCAAAUUGUUUUCUUAUCCUGCUUGCCAACCAAAGUCGUUAUGUCACACGUACGGUGGUCAUUCAAGUCAUGUUACGAACGCAUCAUUUCUUCAAGACGACACGCGAUUAAUUUCCACUGGUGGAAGUGAUACGAGUGUUCUUCAAUGGAUUGUAAAUUACUAACUCUAUUUACUAUUAACCGGGAUGGACAAGAAACAGAGAGUAAAAAUAAAGAAAACAUUAAUUGCCACGAGGGAAUAAUAGGAAGUGCACAACAAUUAUUGUAGUUGCAAAAUGAAGAAAAGAAAAAAACGAACAACAUUGUGAUUGAGUGUGGAAACGAGAGGUUUUAAUUCCAAAUGAUGGAAAGACGAGCAAAAAAAUACUGGAUUCAAUUAAGGGGAUAUUAGCUAAUUUUAUUGUACUAUUUAAGUGUCCUUUAUAAAUUAAUGACUGAGAAUCAUAACGCUAAUUUCUUACCUAAUGGGUGAUUUUGAUUCGUAAUUGUGCGCUAUGAAAAUAAAACGACAUGAAAACUUUAGUGAGAGCUUGCCAGUUAAUGUGGCGAACAAUAUCUGUAUGUCACCAAUUAGUAAUAACGUAACAAAGUGUCUUUUUCCAUACUUCACGUAUCUAUAACGUGCUAUUUUUUGAAUGUCAGAAUUCCGAUUUUACAAAUCUACAAAUUGUAUGUGAGUGUUCUUCGUCUAGUAAUCACUGACGAAACGCACCGUGCUCUUUUUUAUGUAAACCAGUUUAGUGAAUUGCACCGUUCGUUGAUAAAUAUAUGUACUUUCACGUAGUUAGCACCGAUAAAAUUAAGUUAAAUGAUUUUCAAAUGAUCGAAAACAGAAUUAUUUCAAUUGCUCGUGUCUAUAAAAAGUUAAGAUUAUCACUAUUUUCUAACCUGUACAACUAUAUAAGUUUUGGUUCUUAAUUGUUACUUUUCACGAUACCAGUUAUUCAAGAAUAUGUUUCUUUUUCACGAAUAGAUUGUAAUCAAUUUUAAUUACAAACUUAUUUUGUAUUAACAGAAACUCUCGAAGUAAUUUCAAGGUAUAAAUGCCAAACUAUAAUAAUAACUUGGAGAAAAGAAGUACAAGAAGUUGCAAGACAAAGGAACAAUUAAUUGAUGAGUUAGCAAAUAUAUCACAUUUUUAAAUUAAUUGAAAUGAAAUUGUUCUAUUUUUGGAGUUUAUAUUUGGUAUUUUUUUCUGAGAUAUUUCUGUAGUGUAGACUUUUUUGUAAUGUUUCUGAAAAUAUGAAUAAAUAUUUCGACGAAGAACGAAGAUUAAUCGAUUUUGAGUUUGAUCUAAUUAAUUUUUUGCCACAUAUUAUAGUAGAUAUAAAUUUAUUUUCAUUAAAGCGAACAGAUAUAUAUAUAUAUA
Messenger RNA from Heterotrigona itama, 4906 nucleotides. The record is from the annotation of a GenBank genome assembly. NCBI's taxonomy places the organism in Eukaryota, Metazoa, Arthropoda, Insecta, Hymenoptera, Apidae.